AUGUCCUCCAACCAAAUCCUCCCUCCCUCCAUUCCUGCUCUGCCGCAGCUCACCGCGCCACACCGCACCACCUACUGGCAGAAGGCGCACCUCGGUAUUUUGCGGCUCUUUGCCGCGCAAUAUUUGAGGCCAAGCCAAGCCAUGCCCAUCACACCCGAUGGGAAGACCUUGCUACGGCAGCUGACAGCGAAGAACCGCGAGAAUGCCCUGGUGUUGCAACAAAGCGGCUUGCGGCAGUUGGUGAUCUUCCUCGAGCUGGGAACCCGGGGCUGGGCGGAGGUAUUUGGGUUUGGUGGCUUUGAUCCCAUCGGAGGCUGGGCCUGGCAUCCAGCUGAGUUUGAGUGCUGGCCACAGCAGGAGGCCUUGUUGAGCUGCGUGGUGGCCAAAGAUCUCCAGCUUGCGGCCUAUGCGUGCGGCGCUGGGGGCCCCGGUGAGCAUGGUGGCGGCCGUGGUGGUGGGGUCAACUUUAUUUUGACGGAACCAGCCAUGACCGUGCGGAUGGCUGCGAAGCUGGCAGCACCGUAUGUGGUCGACUGGGAUGGCGAUGGAGUGGAAGAUCUGCUCAUGGGCGAUCACAACGGCCUGGUGCGCUACUACUCCAAGCACCCCAACGGCCGCUACUACGUGCGCACUGGGAGUGACAAUCCCUUCCGCUUCAUCGCGCCGGAGAAGGGCCUGACGAACUUGUCGGCCGCCAGCCCGGUGGCGGUGGACUUCGACCAGGACGGCACCCUAGACUUGUUGCUGGCUGUCGCGGGGCGGAUCCAUUACUACCGCCAGUCGGAGGAUGGCACCCUGGCAGAAGUGGAGGCCGCUCGGAGUCCCUUUCGCAACGUCACCUGCAGCUGGGCGUUCUGCCGUUUUCACGCCGCAGAUUGGGAUGCGGACGGGGACAUCGACUUGGUGGUGCCCGCCGGACAGGGCUUGGCGUAUCUGGAGAACGUGGAAGGUGAGCUGGUGCCCAGGACGGGUGCGGAGAAUCCCUUCCGUUACUUCUCCGGUGGCUACGUGGCCAAUCACCGUGGCUGGGAUGGGCUUUACUCAUCACCCUUCAUGGUGGAUUGGGAUGGAGAUGGAGAUCUGGACCUCCUGGUGGGUACAGCUGAGGGUAGCGUGCUGUAUUUCGAGCGGACGGCCUCUGGACGCAUUGUGCAGCUGCAGGGAGAGCAAAGCCCCUUCCAAAGUGUGGGGACACAUUACUAUCCCUCAGUCCAUGCGGCCUUCCGCAGCGGCCACCCUCGGAUGGAACUCUUUAUCGGUGAUGUGGAUGGGAAGGUGACCCUCUAUGCGCGCGAACAAAAUCAACAUUUGACACCGCAAUUGGGCGCCUCCAAUCCCUUCUAUGCCUUGGGUCUUCUGACCUCAGCGGUGCCAGCCUGGCCUUUGAUCGAUGAGAACAAGGACCGGUACCUGAUGUUCCAAGAGGCCAACGUGUCGUCCAACAUGAUUGGAAGGGCGCGGGUCCAAGUCUUCCAAGAGCUCAAGAACCACAGUUUGAUCAACAUCACCACCACGGGCACGCCUUUAGCGGCCAUCGGCGCUCGAUGGCUACAAGCAGGCGAGCCAGUGGACGUUGACUUCAACAAGGAUGGUCAAGUGGACCGUUUGACCAUUUGGCCUGAUGGGCGGAUUGCCUAUGAGGAGCGCAAUGCUCAAGGGGUGCUGGUGCUGAAGGAAGGCCCAGAAAGCCCCUUUGAUGGUUUGAAUUUGGACAACGGGCUGGCCGAUGGCAAAGUGACCGGUUUUUUGCCCAUAGAUUGGAACCAUGAUGGGAACAUGGAUUUGCUCGUUGGCGCUUGGGGUCCACGUCAUUUGAAGUACUUCCAAGCAGGCUGGUGCAAGGUCAAAGCGCCCUGUAGCUUGAAGGGUAUCUGUGGGGCUGAUGGCUAUUGCACCUGCAUGAGCGGAUAUACACUGAACGAUUGCUCGGGCUGUCGUCGUGGCUACUUCACCAAGAUUUCCCCACUGGCCGAUUUGGUGCAGUACAGCUGUGCUGCGUGCCCGGGCAAAGGGAGCGACGCUGGGCUUUGCAGCUUCAGAGGUCUUUGCUCCGAUGAUUUCCACGCCAAAUCUGCAUAUGAGGAGCGAAACCGGCUGCAGAAGAGCAUGCUGGCUGGAAAUGGGACAUGCACGUGCAGCACAUUCUUUCAUGGCAAGGAUUGCUCACUGGGAUUAUGCCCUGCAGGAUAUGAGUAUGACGACGCGCUCCUGGUGGCCGAGUGCGUGCCAUGCCUACCGGGCUUUUACACGAGUUUGGACUCCAACCAGGAGAGAUGUGAGAGGUGCCCGGAAGGAAGCUUCACCAGUGAGCGUGGCACCAGCGCAUGCUCCUUGUGCCGCGGCAGGCUGUUGCUCUACGCGGCCAAUGAGGAGAAGACCGCCUGUCGCUCCAAUUUGGUCACCAAUUUGCCCACGUUUUUCGCCGUGCUGCUGUGGAACUUGAUGAUCUUCCUCAUACCCUUGGCCUGUGGCAUGCCCUUUAUCGUGCAUGACAUCCGCCGCACCCUGGGACGAGAUGGCCUGGUGCGAGUGACCACGAACAGGCAUUGGAUCCUGCACAAGGCGGUGAAAGUGCGUUUCACGGGCACUGGCGUGCCACAGCUGGACCGUGCAGGCUACGCCUACCGCGCGCGGGUGCACACCAGCCGGGAGGUGGAAUUGGUCACCGCCAAGUGCCGUUCACCGGUGGUGGAGGCAAUGGCUUCUUCCUCGGGGCAAGUGCAGGUGUUCUGGCGCCAUGCGAUUGCCUUCACAGGCGUCUUAGGUGUGCCCUUCUCUUUGUGGUUGGUGCUGCUGUUUGUGCUGUACAUUGCCUUCUUGGCCAUCUUUUGGGAGCAGUACGAGCGCCCCAUGUUGGCGUGUGUCUUUCACCUGGCCUUGGGCGCGACCAUUGCGAUCUUGGGACACUGGCUCCGUUGGCAGACCAUUUCCCAAACGCAGAUCAUUCAGGAUGUCCAGGUCUUCGAUCGUCAGCUCCGGCGGCGCUUUCCUCGGCCCAUGACCUGUGAAAAGGGUCCUGCAAGGGCGAUUGAGCCGCAGCAACUGCUGAGAUUUCUGGACUUCUUCCGGAACCACAUAGGCAAUCGAACGACCUACUAUGUGGUGCACAACAUCAUUCUGCCCCUCACGGAGCCCUAUCGCUUAUCCUAUGCGGAGGUGGCUGGACCUUCCACGUGUCACCGGCGAUGGUUCGUGAGCCACUAUUGGGGCACCGACUUCGCACAUCUGGUGUCGAGUGUCGAACGACAUUCACAAGACUGUUCGACUGACUUCACCGAGAAGUAUCCCUACUGGAUUUGCACCUUUAGCAACAAUCAGUGGGCCGUUUCCGAGGAGCUUGGUGACAGCUACUUGGAGUCUUCCUUCUACCAGGCUUUGCGUGGUAAGGGGACCUUGGGCACGGUUAUGGUCUUUGAUGAAGAAGCCAUGCCGUUGACUCGCUCCUGGUGCUUGUUCGAGCUCUUGCAGACGGUGCUUCUGCGCGGCAGCAGCCAUGACUUCAAGGGCCUCAUGCUUUGUUCUCCGCUGGGCACGAUGAACACAGGGAAGGGAAGCCUGGACCUUGCCAUGAAUGUGAGCAACAAGCUUGCAAAAUUGGACCUGGAGGCUGCUGAGGCCAGCAACCGAAGUGACAAAGACAUGAUCGACAACCUUGUGAGACAGGAGGGUGGCUUUGAACAGAUCAACGAGUUUCUAGUCGAUUCCAUCUCCGAGGUGCUUCAUAAGCUGCGCGAACAAUUCACCCGCAACAUCGAUAGCCUGGAAAAAGAUCUCGCCCGGAAGAUGAAUCGAAACUUGGCCAAAGGCCAUGAGAACGGAGAUGACUAUAGGUGCUCAGAUCGAGCGCGCGCGAACACAGCUGAGCCUUCAACACCGAAGAUCCAUGCCACCGCCUUCCAGGCCACUGGGCUUCUCCAUUUCGGUGCCACAGAUGGUCGCCUCACCCUCGACGACGCGUGCUUCACCUGUUCGAGUGCUGAACCUCCCAUGGCGAUUGCUUUGCUGGCCAAGUGGCACCCCACAGGUCGCUCGAUCCUUCAGGAGUGCUGUGCCUUGGUGGAAGCGCCCCCGAUCCAGGCGCGUUUGCAGGACCGCAGCGACGGCCUACGCUUAGCGCUGUGUACCGAGCAAUUGAUGUGCCCCUGGGCCUUGUCCGACGCUCCUGAGGAGCUGGAGGCGACUUUCACUUCACUGGCUGGAGAGGUUUGGCAAGACUUUUCACUGGCUCGAGAGGUGCUGCGCGCGCUCUUGUCGGGUUUGUUGGAGCUUUGCCUGGAGCCCAAGACGCGAUAUCGACCGAAAUAUACCGAAAUGCCUACAGACCGACUGGGUCGGGACUGUGUGCAACCUGAUGAGUCGGUGCUGGGCACAUUGGAUGUGACUGGGAGGCGACGGCCCCCGCGCCCCACGGGCGAUGCGGUGCGCGCGGUGCGCCGGGAGCGCCAGUGGGUCGCACUUCGAGGACUGCGGUGCGCCCGAGGUCGAAACCGCCUGGAGGAGCUGCUGCUGACGCUCCGUGCCAGCGAUGUCUGGCGUCGUGGGCUGCAAAGCCGGGACGCCUCGACGCAGCUGGCCACGGGGCGCCUGGCGAACAUGGUGGCCAACCGCUUGGAUGUGGGAUGCCCAGACGAAGUGCUGUUGAGCUGCUUAGGCCUCAUGCUCGAGGCAGGCACGCCAGACAUCCACAGGCGGAAGCCACUCUACGAGAGAACGCUUCGUGCGGGAGCCGAGCGGGAGCUCUCCCUGUGCAUCGGCGUGUGCGAGCGCCGCCCGGACGUCGCGCGCGGCGAAGUGGCCGAAGGCGUCUUGGGUUUCGUGGUGCGCGCUGCAGUCUCCGACGAGUGGCGCCAAGUGAAGGAGGCCUUGACGUUGAAACUGGGCGACGUCAAAGCACAGGCGGCCGCACCUUGUGCUGCUUGGCAUGCCGUCCUAUCGCUGCCGGCACCAGCUCCAAACUUUGAUAUUUUCACCCUGAGAAACUCUGGCUUGAUGGAGGCGGUUCAGGAGAUGGCUGAUGAAGUGAAGUCCACCGCCUGGGUGCCGAGCUUCGGGCGGUCCAUCGGAAGACGACGACGGACGGGGCCGUUGGACCGUCUCGUAUUGAAAGAAGGUGAGCCGGACUCCGUGGAGAUGUCACGGCUGCCAAACGUGAUGCGGCGAGGACACUGGACACCCAGUACCCGGGGCGCUCAUGUACGCCACAAGUCCUUGCAGGCACGAGACUGGUGGGACGCCCAAUUGAGCGGGGAUGCCGCGCAACGUGUGGCUGACCUUUGCCUUCGCCUGGGCGGCAAAGCCGAACAUGAGCCGCUGGGUCAGACGGUGAAACAGCCCAGCUUCAUUCCGGCCACCCUCUCGCUGCUGCUGUCCCUGGCACGGAAAUCGGCACUUUGGUCAGCAGAUUUGUUCGCCGUGGUUUUUGCAGACUACCGACAGGUCAAGAACAAGCCACUCUCAGAUAUCGAGUUUCGACCCAUGCAGAUCUCCACAUCAUCCUGGGCGAGCACUGCAUUGCCCCAGACCUUUCAGCUGGGCUCCGUUUGGGCCUCCACCUACCGUGGAACCGCCAGCCAGACGCGAACUUUGGCACUGGGAGGAGGUGCCGCCCGGAACUCCGACGCCGGUGGCUCGGUGGCCGCCUCUCUGGCGGCGGAGGCCUUGCCACGAGAGCUACGCGCUCGGAAAGAGUUGCCUCCGGUGCCCAGCUUCCAUGCGCAGGCCAAGCCAGCCGGCGGAGGCGCAGGUGGAACCAGCACCGCGCCAGUUGCGCCAGCUGGAGCUGGUACAGGCCUGCUGCGGCACACUGAGGAGGACUCGCGGCGUGUGGCCAUCUUUCGGAAGGAGCGUGAGACCAAGGCCGCUUUGGCCUCGCUGGAGCGCCGCGAGCGCGAGGGGGUGGAAGAAGAUGUGGUGGACCUCGUGAGUGGCUACCGUGAAGGGAGCUAUCCCGACGUGGAAGUCUCGCUGGCCGAUAUCCUCGAGCCCUUGGCGCGUGCGGCCACGGAGGACUUGGGCCUCGCGGAGGAGUUGCUGUUGGCCGUGUGGUGCGGCUUGACGGCCAAGGAGGUGCUCUCCGGUGCCUUCAACGGACUCCUCUCCGGGUGUUUGGGGGAUGUGACCUUGGUGCACUUCCUGCAUAGCCUGGUGGUGCGUUGCAGUCAAGAUUAUGGGAAGACACUGCCACUGCCCGCCCUACAGCGCACUCUGGGCUUCUCGGAACUCAGUGGCAUUCAGGCCCUGGAGGAGCUCUUGGAGAGUGGCUUGGGCCGCUCGGGAGUGGCGCGCUUGGUGGCCACUGGAGCUGCAGAAGAACCGGGGAUGGGCGAAUUGCCAAUACGCGGCCUCUUUGGUAUCUUCGGUCCUGAUCGCGCAAUCGAUGCCAUGGGAAAAGCGUUCUCAUGCCGUACAGCGAGCGAUGCCUUCGAUGUGGAGAACACCUUCGGUGUCAGCAGUGCCGAGACCUAUCGCUGCCAGCUGAAGCGUACCAGGAGCGAUACGCCAUGGCAAAUGAAGCUGGCCAUUCAUCGUGAGAUCGAAGGCUUCUUGAUCACGGAGACGAAACAGUCCUUGGCCGUGAAGACAUGGAAUGAUGCGAAUCCCAGGAGUUCCAUCAAAGCGGGCCAUGUGAUCCUCGAGAUCAACGGCUUCACAGAUCAUGCGAACAUGAAGGAACAGAUCCUGCAAGCGACUUCGAUUGACAUGUGCAUUUGCUCUGUCCUCACAGUCCUUCAGCAAGUGGCCUAUGAGGUCUUUGAGCAGCAGCAGAGUCUCUACGCUGCAGUGGAUGCCAUCGUCCAACCGGUGGACGUGACGGAUUUGGCCGAAGGAUGCUCGAUUUGCCACCAGGAUCUGGAUGCCCGCGUGGUGCGUUUGCCUUGUGGUCAUGACUAUCAUGACUUUUGCAUCAAGAAGUGGUUCACCACCGGCAAUCACAGAUGCCCUUUGUGCAAUCAUCAUCUCCAAAUUGAUCCUGCAUGA
Messenger RNA from Durusdinium trenchii, 6978 nucleotides. NCBI's taxonomy places the organism in Eukaryota, Dinophyceae, Suessiales, Symbiodiniaceae. The record is from the annotation of a GenBank genome assembly.